AUGCCGUCAACGAGCGAUCCUUCAUAUCGCUUAGCUCGUCUCCGAUCACAGACGAAAUCCCGCCGAAUGCCGGAUUACGGUAAGUUGGAGAUCUUUUGUGUGUGCGUCUCUCGCGCGGUUGCCUCUCAACGCCGUUAUGGUGGCCGGAUGUUGGAUGAGGAACCAGUAUAUGGCAGUAAUCACCUAGGCGUCCGAUUAUCUAACUCACGACCGACGCAGAUCGUGCAAGCACAUAAUGCCCAACUAAUCCAUGAAGACGCGCAAAUAAACUACAUGCAGCAACCAUCAAACCGUCGUCGCCAAACAGCUCGGGCAGCUGAUACGAGUCUUCUCGUUUCUCACCUGCCCAUUGAUUGA
Molecule: messenger RNA, 357 nt
Organism: Strongylus vulgaris
Lineage: Eukaryota; Metazoa; Nematoda; Chromadorea; Rhabditida; Strongylidae
Source: the annotation of a GenBank genome assembly